Haliotis rufescens (red abalone) is the source of this 510-nucleotide messenger RNA. Its product is annotated as pinopsin-like. Bases 1 to 510 code for a protein of 169 amino acids. Gene Ontology annotation, biological process: G protein-coupled receptor signaling pathway. The transcript is spliced from 3 exons. Gene Ontology annotation, molecular function: G protein-coupled receptor activity. NCBI's taxonomy places the organism in Eukaryota, Metazoa, Mollusca, Gastropoda, Lepetellida, Haliotidae. The record is from RefSeq and is a predicted model, not a curated record. Gene Ontology annotation, cellular component: membrane; photoreceptor outer segment.
AUGGCGAUUGUAGCAUUCAUCCCAGCUGCUAGUUGCUUCUACCAUGGCUUCAUCUUUCUACAUGCUGUUUGUGUUUUCGAAGGAUUCAUUGUAUUUUUUCUUGGUCUGACGUCUAUGUACCUUCUGGCUGCUAUAUCACUUAUUAGGUACAUCAUCAUCGCAAAACCUUUCCAUAAGUCCACGAUAACACAUCGGGUUGCACUGAUGGCAAAUGCGUGUUGCUGGGGACUGGGAUUGUUGUGGUCAAGUUUGCCCAUCAUGGGGUGGAACCACUACACAACAGAAGGCGCGGGGGUAUCCUGCAGCGUCGUGUGGCAGAGUGACGAUACCGCCGACACUUCCUACAUCAUUGUUAUCUUCAUCGCCUGUCUCCUCAUCCCUGUCGCUGUCAUGGGCUAUUCGUACUUCCACGUGUAUAUGACGCUUCUCACAUUGUACCCAUGCUUGAUUAUUAUAGCUGGAAUAUUGGAUUAUGGCGUUAACAAACGAACGAAACAAACAUUUUGUUAG